AAUUGAAUUGAAUUGAAUUGGUGUUAAAUCUGAAUAACAGUUUUCUAAGGUGAUGAUUCUGAAAUCUUUCCAGUAUAUGUAAAACUAUGGUUCUCCUUAGAUCUUCAAACAAGUACUUUCCAUGCUUGCAAAGAGGAACUACCAGUUGUAGACAAUCAUCUUCACUAAAGAGAAGCUAAUAGGCCUUGACCUUUGGAAAUUAAAAGACAGUGUGCAACCUUUAGCUCCACUUAUUAAAAACAAUUGAGUGCAUGCAUGUUUGAGCCUGUGUACUGUGGACCCUGCAUGGAUUUGAGAAAAUCCAAAAUUAAUUCUUGCCAUUUAAGACGUAAAUGUAAUAAAUUUGUACAAUCAUUCAACCAUGAAAAAAAGAACUGUUCAUAGAAAUCAUUAAGCUAUAGCUCCAGCUGUGUGUAUGAAGGUGUUUGAUGGGAACAUUUUUCCAUCAAAGACCUAAAAAUUAAAUUUUAAUUUCUUCUCAAAUAUUUUGAAUUAUUCAGAUCUUUGUGUCUCUUUUCAGGCUGAUUCUUCUAAAACUGGGUGUGUUUAGGAAGAGAGGAGGAUGGAGGCAUUGAAGGAGAACAUCUCCUCACACACAUAUUUCUUUCUGGAUGGCUUUGAUGAACUUGGAGCAUUGAGGCCUUUCCUCUUCAUCCCGUUCUCCUUCAUGUUUGCUGUGUCACUGUUUGCCAACUUCCUGCUGCUGUACGUCAUCAUUUCACAGAAAAGCCUCCACUCACCGAUGUACAUCCUCAUUGCUGCUAUGUCGUGCAUUGACCUGAGCCUGCCUCUGUUCUUUGUUCCCCACAUGCUGCUGAGCUUCCUGUUUGAUUGGAGAGGAAUCUCUUUGACCGGCUGCCUUGUUCAGAUGUAUUUUGUUCACUUUUUAGGAGCCUUUCAGUCCACUCUGCUGCUGUGGAUGGCUCUGGAUCGUUACUUUGCCAUCUGCACCCCUCUCUACUAUCAUGAACAAAUGGCUUUACCAAGAUUUCUCAAAUUUGUCAUCCCACUUUUCAUCAGAAAUCUGAUCACUGUCUUGGUGGUGGUGAUUCUGGCUGGAAAGUUAUCAUUCUGUUCCAGAAAUGUGAUAAACCAUUGUUUCUGUGAACACAUGGCCUUGGUGGAGCUGGCCUGUGGAAGCACCACCAUCAAUAGUGUGGUCGGGUUGAUGUCAGUGUUCUUAGUCUCUGUGACUGACUUCUUCCUCAUCACUGCCUCUUACAUUGUUAUAUUCAGUUCUGUGCUGAGUUCAGGAAAAUCAAGAGCCAAAGCUCUUCACACCUGUGUGACCCACAUCAUGGUCAUGACUGUUACUCUGAUCAUCGUACUCACAGCGUUCCUGUCAUAUCGAAUAAGAAACGGCCUCCCUGCAGCCGUUAGGCUUUUCUUUAGCAUAAUGUACCUGUUCUUUCCAAGUUGUUUCAACCCGAUCAUCUACGGCAUCAGAACCGCAGAGAUUCGAAAGCACAUCCUGAAUACACUGAAAAUCUGAACUUUUCUUAGGAAUAACCUGGAUGCAUUUCAGUGAAAUACAAUAUGAGCUUUAAUAUAAAUUAAAUGAAUCAGAAUAUGGAUUGUGCA
This is a messenger RNA of Archocentrus centrarchus (flier cichlid), 1581 nucleotides long. RefSeq names its product olfactory receptor 52N2-like. Gene Ontology annotation, cellular component: plasma membrane. The record is from RefSeq and is a predicted model, not a curated record. The transcript has a single exon. The coding region runs from base 563 to 1492 and encodes 309 amino acids. Gene Ontology annotation, biological process: G protein-coupled receptor signaling pathway. Lineage: Eukaryota; Metazoa; Chordata; Actinopteri; Cichliformes; Cichlidae. Gene Ontology annotation, molecular function: olfactory receptor activity; G protein-coupled receptor activity.